Messenger RNA from Diceros bicornis minor, 2922 nucleotides. Its product is annotated as protocadherin beta-11. NCBI's taxonomy places the organism in Eukaryota, Metazoa, Chordata, Mammalia, Perissodactyla, Rhinocerotidae. The coding region runs from base 185 to 2581 and encodes 798 amino acids. Gene Ontology annotation, cellular component: plasma membrane. Gene Ontology annotation, biological process: homophilic cell-cell adhesion. The transcript has a single exon. Gene Ontology annotation, molecular function: calcium ion binding. The record is from RefSeq and is a predicted model, not a curated record.
UACCCAGUGCACACAGGGAUUUGGGGAGACAGAAAGAACAAGCCUUCAAGGGGCGAACUAGAAGCUAUUCAACGGGGUUAAAAUCCUUAGGUCUCUGAAGAUUUGGUGGACAUAACAGGCACGUUUCCCAGAACUGCAAAGUGGAGCUGAAGCGAUUCUGCAGGAAGCUUUUGGGAAAGGAGCUAUGGAGCACGGAGGGGCAAACACUCUGCGGAUAAGGCAAGUCCUGCUUCUCUUUGUUUUGCUGGGAAUGUCUCAGGCCGGCUCCGAGUCUGGGCGCUUUUCGGUGGCAGAGGAGAUGCAGAGCGGGAGCUUUGUGGGCAAUUUGGCAAAAGAGCUGGGACUGGAAAUGGGUGAGCUCUUCUCGAGGGGGGCUCGGGUGGUCUCUAAUGAUAACAAACAGCGUUUGCAGCUGGACGUAAACACGGGGAAUUUGCUCUUAAGCGAAGCGCUAGACCGGGAGGAGCUCUGUGGCUCCACCGAGCCCUGUGUGCUGCAUUUCCAGGUAUUAAUGAAAAACCCCUUGCAGUUUUUACGGAUUGAGCUCCAGGUGAGGGAUAUAAAUGACCACUCGCCCGUCUUCUUAGAAAAAGAAAUACUCCUAGAAAUCCCAGAGAAUAGUCCUGUCGGUGCCGUGUUCUUACUAGAAAGUGCGAAGGAUUUAGAUGUAGGAAUGAACAGUAUAAAAAACUACACAAUAAGCCCCAACUCUCAUUUCCACGUCAAAAUGAGAGUCAAUCCAGACAAUAGGAAAUACCCAGAGUUAGUUCUGGACAAGGCACUGGAUUAUGAAGAGCAGUCCGAGUUCAGUUUCAUCCUCACUGCUCUGGAUGGCGGGUCCCCGCCCAGGUCCGGGACUGCCUCUGUUCGUGUGGUGGUCGGGGACACUAAUGACAACUCCCCUGAGUUUGAGCAGCCAUUUUAUGAGGUGAGGAUUCCAGAAAAUAGCGUGCUAGGCUCACUGGUUGUCACCGUCUCAGCUUGGGAUUUAGACUCGGGAAAAAAUGGGGAAAUAUCAUAUACUUUUUCCCAUGCCUCAGAAGAGAUUCGCAAGACAUUUGAAAUUAAUCAAAAGUCUGGAGAAGUGAGUUUAACGGCAUCCUUGGAUUUUGAAACAAUUGAAUCAUACUCAGUAAUCAUUCAAGCCACAGAUGGUGGAGGCCUUUUUGGAAAAGCAACAGUCAGAAUUGAGGUGAUGGAUGUGAAUGACAAUGCUCCUGAAGUCACUGUGUCGUCAAUUACCAGUCCAAUCCCAGAAAAUUUGCCUGAGACUGUGGUUAUGGUUUUUAGUAUCCGAGACAAAGACUCUGGGGACAACGGGAGGAUGAUUUGUUCUAUCCCAGAAGAUCUCCCGUUCACGCUAAAAUCUUCAGUUGAGAAUUACUACACAUUGGAAACGGAGAGCCCACUAGACAGAGAAAGCAGAGCCCAGUACAACAUUACCAUCACCGUCACCGACAUGGGAUCCCCCAGGCUGAAAACCCAGCACAACAUAACCGUGCUGGUCUCCGACGUCAAUGACAACGCCCCCGCCUUCACCCAAACCUCCUACACCCUGCGGGUCCGCGAGAACAACAGCCCCGCCCUGCACAUCGGCAGCGUCAGCGCCACAGACGCAGACGCGGGCGCCAACGCCCAGGUCACCUACUCGCUGCUGCCGCCCCACGACCCGCGCCUGCCCCUCGCCUCCCUCGUGUCCAUCAACGCGGACAACGGGCACCUGUUCGCCCUGCGGUCCCUGGACUACGAGGCCCUGCAGGCCUUCGAGUUCGGCGUGGGCGCCACAGACCGAGGCUCGCCGGCGCGGAGCAGCCAGGCGCUGGUGCGCGUGCUGGUGCUGGACGACAACGACAACUCGCCCUUCGUGCUCUACCCGCUGCAGAACGGCUCGGCGCCCUGCACCGAGCUGGUGCCCAGGGCGGCCGAGGCGGGCUACCUGGUGAGCAAGGUGGUGGCGGUGGAUGGCGACUCGGGCCAGAACGCCUGGCUGUCGUACCAGCUGCUCAAGGCCACGGAGCCCGGGCUGUUCGGCGUGUGGGCGCACAACGGCGAGGUGCGCACGGCCAGGCCGCCGAGCGAGCGCGACGCGCCCAAGCACAGGCUGCUGGUGCUGGUCAAGGACAACGGCGAGCCGCCGCGCUCGGCCAGCGUCACGCUGCACGUGCUGCUGGUGGACGGCUUCUCGCAGCCCUACCUGCCGCUGCCGGAGGCGGCGGCCGAGCAGGCGCAGGCCGACCCGCUCACCGUCUACUUGGUCAUCGCCCUGGCCGCGGUGUCGUCGCUCUUCCUCUUCUCGGUGCUCGCGUUCAUCGCGGUGCGGCUGUGCGGGAGGAGCAGGGCCGCCUCGCUGGGUCGCUGCUCGGUGCCUGAGGGCCACUUUCCGGGCCACCUGGUGGACGUCGGCGGAACUGGGACCCUGUCCCAGAGCCACCAGUAUGAGGUCUGUCUGACCGGAGGUACUGGGACAAAUGAGUUCAAAUUUUUGAAGCCCCUUAUCCCCAACCUCGCACCCCACUGCCCUGGGAAAGAAAUAGAGGAAAAUCCCACCUUCCACAAUAGCUUUGAGUUCAAUAUUCAGUGAUCACAAUUAAUUUUUAUAUUCCAUAUGUAUUUUGUUUUGUGCUGCUUAUUUUCGAAGUUAUUUCCCCAAAUUAUGUGUAUUUUAAAUGGUACUGACGUUACUUUUGUAUUUUAGCAUGUUCUACCCACCUUUACUUUUAAGUGAAUGUUUAUCUGUAUUUGUAGUUAUAAUAAGAUGGUAAUUUAUCCUCUAACCCAAGAGGUCUUAAUUUGUAAUGAAUUUGCCUCUUUAAAUAACAACACCAAAUCACUUUUUUCCAUGGCCUUCUCUCCAAUCGAACUUUCUCCCACAGUUAUGCUUAUGGUAAAAUAAAGCAGACCACUUUCAAAGUAUUUCAAGUG